Molecule: messenger RNA, 1608 nt
Organism: Akanthomyces muscarius
Lineage: Eukaryota; Fungi; Ascomycota; Sordariomycetes; Hypocreales; Cordycipitaceae
Exons: 3
Coding region: 1-1608 (535 amino acids)
Molecular function (GO): monooxygenase activity; iron ion binding; heme binding
Source: RefSeq, a predicted model, not a curated record
AUGGAUCCCGACUUCACACUCGGCCUCAUCAGGGUCAUAAUUCUCCUGCUGGGCGCCUACGCGCUCUCUGCGUCCCUCUAUGGCGCGCUGUUGACGAGGCGCACGCCGCCCAAGGAUGUUGAGAAGACGAGCGAGCCGCCCACGAUAGCGUCACGCAUACCGUACAUCGGCCACGUGCUUGAAGUCAUGAAGAGUGAUUUCCAAGAAUACUUUGGCCGGCUUUCAAUCAGCCAAGCGACGCCAGUAUCUGUAGCGCAACUCUUCACGCAGAGGAUCUACGUGGUAGACGCCUCCAAUACGGAAAUGACGAAGCUCUUUGCCAGGACACCGGGCUUGAGCCUCACAGCCGCUUUUUGGGUCGGUUUCGGCGGUUACCUGAAAUUCAACAAGGCCAGCGAGGAGAGCAUGAUGACACCGGACAAGCACCCGUUUAAGAAGGAGUUGUCGCGUCUCAUUCGGGACGAGCUCAUGACCCUCAACAAGGUCCAGGAACAUGGCGCGCACGUCCAGAAAAAGCUCAACGAAGCAUGGCAGCGAACGAUUCCGAAAGAGUCGAAUACGGUAAAACUUGCGGAAUGGGUGUCGGAUGGGAUCGCCAUGUCUGUAGGCUCAGUCAUCUGGGGAGCCAAUGGCCCGUACGAGGACCCAAAGUUCAGACAAAGUCUACGAACUAUGCUUUGCGGGUUGCGCCACUUGUACCAUCCUCUGACCCUAUUUCUGCCAACAUCUUUCCGCCGUGCUCGAGAUCACGUCCGGGCUGGUCUGGGCACCCUCGACGCGCCACGGAGCAAAGACGCCGAGGAGCAGGACUACGACAAGUUGACCUUUAUCGGCAAGGUCAAGGUCCUUUUGCAGAAAUACAGCAUCCCGCGCGCGGGCUGGAACGACUUUUCCUUUUCCCUCAUCAUGGGCGUCUUCCCCAACCUCAUCAACAUCAGCACCUGGGCGCUGUGGCACCUCGCUGCCGACGACGAGCUCAUGGUCGCCAUCCGCGCCGAGGUCGACGGCCUCGUCGAGCCGGCGGACCCUUCCGACGCCGAGAGCAAGCGCAAGGUUGUCGACAUUAGCCGCGUGCGCGAGUCGUGCCCGCUGCUCAUGUCGCUGUGGUACGAGCUGCUGCGGGUGUACGCGGCCAACUCCAACGUGACGCGGCUGGUGACGCACGACGCCGUCUUCUCGGGCCUGCUCUCCUUUCGCCGCAAGGCGCUGAUUGUGGCCCCAAUGCUGCCGCACCAGCACGGCCGCGACAGCUGGGGCGAGGACGCGGACGUGGUGCGCGCGGGUCGCUUCCUGGACGCCGAGGGCAGGGUGGACACGGGCCGCGUCAAGCAGCUCAUGGCGUUUGGGCUGCCGACGGUGCUCAUGUGCCCCGGGCGCUACAUUGUGUUCAACGUCGUGAUGCUGCAUGUCAUCAAGACGCUGCUGACAUUUGACAUUGCGCCCGCGCCGGGGGAGACGCUCAACGACGGGCAGGGCGUCUGCAAGGCGAAGAAGAGCAUGGUCGCGGGUGUUCCGGAGCCGUCUCAUGACCCAGAGCUGGUUUUGACGAGGCGGAAGGAUAUUGAGUCGGUGCAUGUUACGUUUGAGAACCAAAAACCUGGUUGGUAG